CUUUGCAGGCUUUUGUUCGUAGCACAGCAACCUUGAAUCCCGGGCACACAAGCUCUGUGCAUCUCAGGUAAAGGAGGCCCAUCUCUAGGUCAUGGAAUGCCCACACGUUGAAGAAUGUGUGAAAAUCACAGAGUUGACUCCUCCUGAAGUAGACAAGAUCUCAGGCCUCCCUAUCUGGAGAUGCACUGAGGAAGGGUGUGGGAGAUUGGAUGGACCCUGGGUGUGCGGCCGCUGCGGAGUGGUGAGAUGUGGUCGCUAUGUCCACGGCCACAUGAAGCUUCACUGGGAGCAGUUUCGGGAGCAUACUGUUUGCCUUGAUCCGCUCAACAUGUCUGCUUACUGCUACAUUUGUGAUGAAUUUGUCAUGAACGACACACGACGUCGCCGCCUCGAACAGCUGAGAGACUGCCUCAUUCGUCUGAACGGCCACGAGAACUCAGACCAGGAGAGCCACAACGAAUCCAAGGGGAUUUUACCCGAAGAGGACAACGACAAGUGCAUCCAUCUGAGGGCUCGACGACAUAGGCCCAACCGAUCCAUGGGGAUGGAGAACCAUGAAGAAGGGACGUCCCAGAAGCGGCGCAAGUUCGAGCGUGUGCCGGCAGACGGCAAGCAGGGCAAGCGGGUCGUCGGUCUCCAGAAUCUUGGCAACACCUGCUUCAUGAAUGUGGUCCUUCAGUCCCUAAGCAACAUCAAGGAGUUCAGCGGAUAUUUCAAGCAGCUGCCGUCACUGGAGAAGGGAGGGAACAGCCGCUCCAAUAGUCCCUGCCCCGUCCAAGUCCCAGACAAGGGGGAGGUGGGGCUGAUGGCCGAGGAGCUGCGCAAGGUCCUCAUCUCCCUGAAGGAGGGUGGGAAGUCUGCCAUCUCUCCUGAGUCCCUCUUCACUGUCAUCUGGAGAGUCGUUCCUCGCUUCAGGUUCCUGUCUCCUGUGAGGUGCCUGGUGUGCAAAAGCCUAUCGGAGAAACACGACCCAUUCUUGGACCUGAGUCUCGACAUUCCUGACCGCUUUGUCGAGGCUAGGCCCAGCAAAGGCAAAGAAGACGACAGUCCACAGCCUCCCCUCUGCAAUCUAUAUGACUGUUUGAAGAACUUCACUGAUGUAGAGGAACUGGAAGACAGUGAACUAUAUCAUUGCAACUUUUGCAAGGACCGCCAGCGCUCCACCAAGAAGUUCUCCAUUCGACGCCUCCCCAAUGUGUUGUGUCUCCAUCUGAAGCGGUUCCGGUGGCAUGCAGCCACGCAGCAACGGUUGAAGGUAAACACACCCGUGCAAUUCCCCGUGUUCGCAUUGGACAUGUCGGACUUCGUGCAGACGGGGAUGCACCGCACCCGCCACAGCCGCCUGGGUUCCACCCUCUACGACUUGGCUGCUGUGAUCGUCCACCAUGGCUCUGGGGCGGGUUCGGGACAUUACACUGCAUUUGCUGUGAACGAAGGUCGUUGGUAUCACUUCAACGACCGCGUGGUGCGAGUAUCCGACGAAUCGACGGUGGCCAAGUGUCGGCCGUACAUCCUCUUCUACAUCCGGCGGGAGUUCCGGCUCCCGCGGGUUUCCGAUGCGGGGAAGUGAUGAUUUCCCCAUCCUUAGAUGAAAAUCGUCCUCCCUUUCAUCGAUCCUUUGUGCCAAUAGGAUCUUGAUGUCCAUACACAUGUCCCAUUCAUUCAUUCAUGAGUGUCAGAUGUGAAAGACACUGAUCAAUGUCGGGGAAUCGGUCGGAUUCCCCCUCCCGAGCGAGAGGGGAAUCGGCUGCAUUCCGCCACCAGGGAAUCCGCUGCAUUCUCUCGCAGUCGCAGGCAUACGAGUGCAGAGAAGCGGCUGGAUUCAUCCAUGAAUUUGGCAUCCCAGUGCAUGUAGAAGUGUCCCCUUUUCAUGUGAUUUUAUUUGAUGUACAUUUCAUAGGAGUGAUAAAUUUUUCUCCUUAGAGCAUGCUGAGGCAUAGGAGUUCUAUGGGAAAAAUUUUUUGCUGCCUUUUUUUUCUGUGGGAAAAGUGUUUUCCCUUCUAGGCAGAAGCUGAUUUUUUCCUCCUGUCAAUCAAAGGGGCUUUUCUUGGCAAAGCAUGUACUUUAUCUCAGUUUGCCAGUGAUAAUCCCAAG
Molecule: messenger RNA, 2094 nt
Organism: Darwinula stevensoni
Lineage: Eukaryota; Metazoa; Arthropoda; Ostracoda; Podocopida; Darwinulidae
Source: the annotation of a GenBank genome assembly